AUGAAUCUGUCGGACGAUCUUCUGUUCCUACAGAAUCCUCUGUUAUUCAAUGAAUCACAACCAGAACUCCGAGCCAUGAUCGCUCAUCAAGCUGCUACAUGUCUGUUCACGGUGUUCGGCAAUCUUCUGAUGAUCUUCGUGAUUCUGCGUAACAAUCGUGUCAUGAGGAAGAAGAGGAUCACUCCAGUCCAGAUGUUGAUGUUACACAUGUGUACGAGUGAUUUGCUGUUUGCUUUGUUGACCAUCUUCCCGACUAUGAUUAUUACCAUCACCGUGCCUACGUUUUACGGACCUGAUUUACUGUGUAAACUGGUCAAGUGUCUACAGGUGGGUUAGGGUAUAGUGGUGUUAUUAUAAUGUUGUUUGGUUUUAAAUUUUGGAUGAAACAACUUUUGUAUUCAUGUAUAUGUUUCGUAUUUUCAGGUACUGCCUAUGUAUUCGAGUUCAUUUAUGUUGGUAGCUAUCAGCGCUGACAGAUAUUACGUAGGUUUUUUUACUCUAUAUUAAACCUGCUAUCAACUACUAGCUUGGUCAAAAAAGUUUUGAAUUUCAGGCCAUAUGUCGACCACUGGCCAACAUACGAUCAGGGCGUUACAAUCGCCCUGCCCUCUACGCUGCCAUAGCCUGGUUCUCGGCCCUACUCUUCUCGACCCCCCAAUUCCUGAUAUUCGGUAAGAACGAGCAUAAUGACUGUGUAGGGUUGUAUACCGAGACAUGGCAGUACCCAGUGUAUGUCAUCUGCUUCAACGUCGUCGUAUGGCUGAUUCCCACCACGAUAGCCGGCUGUCUUUACACCUGUGUGUGUCGCGCGGUCUGGAAGUCUAUGGCCUUUGAGAAGCGACCGAGUAACGUGGGAUACGACCAUAAAUCAAGGUGGGCUAUUGAGUUACAGUAUGUGAUGUAAAUUGGGUUAUGUUAGGGUAAUGUUGUCGUAAACUUGGUUAACGUUUUGUUGUACAUUAGACAUCGAGGUUUAUAUAUAAUCAUAUGGUAUGUGCAAGAGGUGGAAAUGACAUUAGAAUUUCACAACUUGUGACUAAUUAAGGUGAAUAAAGUCGAAACGUAAAAAACGACAACUUAUAUUAACAUAGAGAAACCUUUCUUUGUAUAAGAGGUUUUUUGGUCAAUAAGUUCUUUCCCCAAAAUAAAAUUAUGCCAUUUCAGUCUGAGGAUGAAGUACAAAAAACACAAAUUGUACAAUGAAGACGAGCAUCUACAGCUCUCGACCAAACUUCUGGACCAUGAGGACCAGUCUCGACGUGCCUCCAGACAUAGUACCACUCUAGUGCACCAUUCUGGCCUCAGGAUUCAGAGGGAAGAGCUGGAUAGGAAGAGAGUUCAGACAGUCAAAUUGACAUUGACAAUUGUGGCAGCCAACUUCAUCUUGUGGGCUCCAUUUAACGUUAUCAGUGUCAUUGAUGCUCUUACGCCCACCUUCUUGAGUAGGUUGAUAAAACAUGCACAUAUGAUUCAAAACUCAAGAAAAAAUUGAUAAUCUACAUUUUUUUGACCUAUUACAAACACUUUUACUUACUAUAACACAAUGUGGACCACAAUAUAACUUUGCUUACUUCAGGCCCGGUCUUCGCGACGUACAUAAUGUUCUUCGGGAACCUGAACAGCUCCGUGAACCCCUGGAUCUGGUUCUUCUUCAACCGUGACAUGGUCAAAGUGGCACUGUCACCGUUCUUCGAGGAAAGGUCAGUCGGACGAUCGCCGUCGCCUCAGAUGCUGACCGUAAUGAAUCGGAUUUGUAGCCGUGCCAACUCGACGUACUCGCUCCAGAGGCCCUCGAGUUGUCCGCCGAAUACCGGAUUCUGAAGGCGUUGUGUUUUGUGGUUACUGUAGUUGUAAUGAUAGUACUAACAGUUGUAUUUAUAUUGUACUCACAAUUACUGUUAUAACCGUUGUAUAGUACAUACAGUACUGUUAAUAUAAUAUUUUUAAUUUUUGAUAACUUUACCGUACUAUUGUAUUUUUACUGUAUAGUAAGAAUACGAUAGUAGAGGUAGGCACAGUCGGAUGCUCGUCGAGUACUCAACUCUAAUACUUUGUGGUUUUGAUAUAUUAAUGUCGUACUAAUGUUACUAACUAAUGCUUGCUGUAAUUUGAUUGUAACGUGAUAUGUCGCUUCUUAUACUGUCAAUAUUUAUAUGAUAAACUAACAUUAAUAUCAGUGAUGUUGUAACUAAACCUUUUCCUUACGGACUAUUUUGUUUCAACUAACAAGUUUCCAUGAUUCUGAAUGGCAUGUAUGUAAUUACAUACAUGCCAUUCAUAUACACAUUGUGCAUAUAAGCAUCAUACUUGUAACACUGCUGUCACUGUCGUAUCUUCACAGUAAAUCGUUGUCAAAUUAGUAUAACAAAGCUUAAAAAGAUCUUAUUUUAGAAAGCUGAAAGGCAAAUUGCCAUUGAAUUCUGUAUCAGAACCCUCCGAGAAUCAAUCACAACAUACGAAGAAGAACGGUUAUGCAUGUACACACUCGUCUACGAUUACUACGGUCAAAGUUUGA
This is a messenger RNA of Bursaphelenchus okinawaensis, 2515 nucleotides long. The record is from the annotation of a GenBank genome assembly. Lineage: Eukaryota; Metazoa; Nematoda; Chromadorea; Rhabditida; Aphelenchoididae.